UUUGCAACUGGGCACGCCUCUCUAUGCAAUGCCAUCGUCAUCGAGCCCAUCAUUUUUAAAGCUCAAAGCCUCAAACAUGCGAACCCAUUAACCGGUCGAGAAGUUAGAAAGAAGUUCCCCAACAAGAACUGACUCGGGUGUUGAAAAUUGAGAUCAUCUUAUUCGUUGACCCAUCGAGUAGUUUCUUGGUUUGUUGCAGGCUUCCAUGGCUUCAAAAGCAGAUAGUUCAAUUAAACCUAGAGAUGUUUGCAUUGUUGGUGUUGCAAGAACGCCAAUGGGUGGCUUCCUUGGUUCCCUUUCAUCUUUGCCCGCUACAAAACUUGGUUCUAUAGCUAUUGAAUGUGCUCUUAGGAGAGCAAACGUGGAUCCAUCUUUGGUGCAAGAAGUCUUCUUUGGAAAUGUUCUUAGUGCAAAUUUAGGCCAAGCCCCUGCCAAACAGGCUGCAUUAGGCGCUGGUAUACCUAAUUCUGUUAUAUGCACAACCAUUAACAAAGUGUGUGCUUCAGGAAUGAAAGCAACAAUGAUUGCAGCACAAACAAUAGAAUCGGGUACAAAUGAUGUAGUCGUAGCUGGUGGCAUGGAAAGCAUGUCUAAUGCACCAAAGUAUCUCCCUCGAGGAAGGACGGGAUCUCGGCUAGGGCAUGAUACUAUUAUUGAUGGCAUGCUCAAAGAUGGUCUAUGGGACGUCUAUAAUGAUAUUGGAAUGGGUGUUUGUGCAGAAAUAUGUGCUGAUCGAUAUAACAUUACCAGAGAAGAACAGGAUACUUAUGCUAUUCAAAGUUUUGAGCGUGGAAUUGCUGCGAAAACCAGUGGUGCAUUCACAUGGGAGAUAGUUCCGGUUGAAGUUUCUAGCGGAAGAGGGAAACCAACUAUCAUUGUUGACAAGGAUGAAGGUUUAGGAAAGUUUGAUGCAUCCAGAUUAAAAAAGCUUCGACCAAGUUUCAAGGAGAAUGGGGGUUCUGUUACUGCUGGCAAUGCAUCUAGUAUAAGUGAUGGGGCUGCUGCACUAGUGCUAGUGAGUGGAGCAAUGGCACAUAAAUUAGGAUUAAAAGUGGUUGCCAAAAUCAGGGGCUAUGCUGAUGCAGCUCAGGCUCCAGAAUGGUUUACAACUGCUCCAGCCCUCUCAAUACCGAAAGCAAUAUCGAAUUCUGGAUUGGAAGCAUCUAAUAUUGAUUACUACGAAAUAAACGAAGCCUUCUCGGUCGUGGCUCUUGCUAAUCAAAGGUUGCUCAACAUUGACCCCGCAAAACUGAAUGCGCACGGCGGUGCUGUGUCUUUAGGACAUCCUUUGGGUUGUAGUGGAGCUCGAAUAUUGGUCACAUUGUUAGGGGUGCUGAGGCAGAAAAAGGGAAAGUUUGGGGUUGCUGCAGUCUGCAAUGGUGGAGGAGGUGCAUCUUCUGUUGUUAUAGAACUCAUCAUACUGACAUGCAUGGAGAGUACUUGUUUUGUGCAUUAGCUUGUAGAGAGCAAUAAGAUAUUCUUGCGAAAUGAAACCAAAGCUUGAGCCAGUAUCAUGGGUGGCACGUUCUAUGCUAUGAAAUCGAAAUAGUUUCUUUUGCAGUGUCUGCCUCCAAUUACAGUCAUGUAUCUCCUAAAAGUCUCUCUUCGAACUUCUUGAAUAAUGUAACUUAUCUGAAUAAAUAUUUGUACUUGACACAUGCUUAUAUAGUCACCAUUCCUAACUACUUUCCCUUUUUAAAGAUCUUUUCUCUGCUAA
Messenger RNA from Olea europaea var. sylvestris, 1717 nucleotides. Its product is annotated as acetyl-CoA acetyltransferase, cytosolic 1-like. The transcript is spliced from 16 exons. The record is from RefSeq and is a predicted model, not a curated record. Gene Ontology annotation, molecular function: acetyl-CoA C-acetyltransferase activity. The coding region runs from base 206 to 1456 and encodes 416 amino acids. Gene Ontology annotation, biological process: fatty acid beta-oxidation. NCBI's taxonomy places the organism in Eukaryota, Viridiplantae, Streptophyta, Magnoliopsida, Lamiales, Oleaceae.